UCUCUCUCUCUCCCUCACACACACAUACAGACACACACACACUCUGCACCUCCAGUGGCAUGACACCAGUGUGUCGGACUGGGAUGCAGGUUUAAGUGGAGAACUUUUUUUCCUUUCCUCUGCUGUUAUUAUGUUUGCUAUUAUUUUUGGAAAGGUGGAGACCUGUUAGGACGAGCGCGUUUUCUCUCCAUCCAGGAGCGCGCAGUGUGGCACACGCUGGAACACAAAAAAACAAGCUCAGUGCAGCGAGUGUGCAGCGCAGGCAGGUUUCCGUUUUAAAAAGCAGCAGGAGAGGCAGGAGAGUUACGGAGUCUGCGGGGAAGCGGCGUGUCGGUGCAUGAGAGAAGACGGAGACCUCUCCUAGAUAAUAAAAAAAAAAAGAAAAAAGAAAAAGAAGAACCGGGAUACUGAGAAGGGAUCAGCGGCUGGAACUUGGAUAUGGCGGGUGUGAAGACGGUCGACCUUCUCGUUGGAGUUGUUUUAGUUUUGCAGUGUGUGGGGAAUGCCCGAGCCGAAAUCACAGCCAGUAACGGGGUCUCUUACUCAUACGUGCAAGGGCAGGCGGGAGAUGAGGACGCAGCAGUAGACGUAAAGCUGUACAGUCACCGGUGGAGGAGAUGGCUUCCCCCGAAACCUCGUAACAUGGACAGUAACAGGGCCAGUCAGGAGCAGGACCAGGACCCUGCGCAGGAGGAGACUGAGGGAUUCCCAGGCCUACUGUCUGCAGAGGACACGGACAACAGCUCCCAGAUAGAGGAGGAUACGGAUCACGACUACUACACGUCCAAAACCUACAGCCCGUUGGAUCCCAUGAGCAAGGACUUGUGGGUAAAUAUCGACCAGAUGGACAAGGAAAAAGUCAAGAUCCACGGGAUUCUGUCCAACACACACAGACAAGCGGCGAGAGUUAAUCUGUCCUUCGAUUUCCCAUUUUAUGGACAUUUCCUGCGUGAAAUCACCGUGGCGACUGGUGGGUUCAUCUACACGGGUGACGUCGUCCACCGGAUGCUAACAGCUACACAGUACAUCGCUCCUUUAAUGGCAAACUUUGACCCGAGCGUCUCCAGAAACUCCACCGUCAUCUACUUUGACAACGGGACCGCUCUGGUGGUGCAAUGGGAUCAUGUCCACCUCCAGGAUAACUACAACCUGGGAAGCUUCACCUUCCAGGCAACACUGCACAACACCGGCAGGAUUGUUUUUGCAUAUAAAGAGAUCCCGAUUGAGGUGUCACAGAUCAGCUCUGUCAAUCACCCGGUGAAGGUGGGUCUGUCUGAUGCCUUUGUGGUGGUCCACAAGAUCCAACAGAUACCCAACGUGAGGCGGAGGACGAUCUACGAGUACCACCGCGUGGAGCUGACGAAGACAAAGAUCACUAAUUCUACAGCCGUGGAAAUGAUGCCUUUACCCACUUGUCUCCAGUUCACCAGCUGUAGCUCGUGCAUCUCCUCACAGAUCAACUUCAACUGUAGCUGGUGCCACCGGCUCAACAGAUGUUCCAGUGGCUUCGACCGCCAUCGGCAGGACUGGGUGGACAACAGCUGUCCAGAUGAGACCAAGGAUAAGUUGUGUGACAUCAUCGACACCACGUAUCUCUACCCGUUCACCACCACGAUCGUCGCCAAAACAACAUCCAGAAGCAAAGAGGCCACUGCCGGCAGGGACACACCCUCCACCUCCCACCCUCCCACCAGCGUCCCCACUGAAGAUGAUACCAAGAUCGCCCUGCAUCUCAGAGACAACCAGGUGAUGCCAGCAGACAGCGCUGUAGACAGGAUGCCAGGUACACACCCAUUGCACAUUGGUCUGAUCCUCGGCAUCCUCCUGGUGAUGCUCAUCAUGGUUGCCGGCGUGCUGGUCACUGUCUACGUCUACCACCACCCGACCUCUGCAGCCAGCCUCUUCCUUAUUGAGAGACGCCCAAGCAGGUGGCCAGCCAUGAAGUUUCGCCGGGGGUCGGGUCACCCAGCAUACGCAGAGGUGGAGCCGGUGGGCCAGGAGAAGGAGGGCUUCAUCGAGUCCGAGCAGUGCUGAGGGAGGAGGGGGCGCCUGCUUCCCCGCAGCCCCCCCCUUUUCCUGUGCCGACCCUCCUUCCUCCUGCUCCACGGGGACUUCUCAGAACCUCCAGGAUCUGCCUAUCGGCGGAGGAGCUCAGUGUACACAAUGACUCGUUAAAGACUGUGGAAUCGGCCCAUUGAGCGCUACAUGAGACUGGAUAGAGCAGACAAAUGAUAUGAGGAAGUGAGAAAACCCUGAAAACUGAUCCCAGACUUGAACCCGUUGUUCAGCUCCUGUUGGCAAGGAACUGAUCCACUGGGGGCAGAGGGAGGGAACAGCAUUGAUGUCAUCGACUCCGUCAGCAUUGGUUAAGUUUUGUACGGCUGCUAUCAUGUUGCCAUGGAGGGAUUGUACAGCCUGACUGCCUAGACUGGAUACUGGUGUGUCUGAGGGGGGGGUGGAUUAUACAAUAUAUAUUUUCAGAAACAAUACAGAGUAUGUGAACAGAGAUUUCCACUUUAUUGUCGGAGGGGGUUAUACUGUAUAGGCCUUUGUAUAUCCAUCAGGUUUUUACUUAUUUCCUUUUUCUUUCAGUAUGUUGAUUUCAAAGGGGUUGGCACAUUUAUCUGUAUAGACCGUCGGUAUUGCUUUUCAAUACCAUAGCAGGCUUAAUUGACUUUUCCACAGCCCGCUCUGCACAGAGAGGUUGCAGAUAUGACGCUGAGCUGAACUCCUGCCGCUGCGAUCGAUCGCGGCUCAGAGAGAAAAGCUCUGAACAUCGGUGUUUGAAUUAGUUUGUGAUUUUUUUUUUGGCUGGUUUCAUUUCCUGAAAAUGAAGUGUAAGAUAUUUUUUUGUUCACUGAGAAUAUCUCAGCGGGUUUUUAUUUUUAAUGGGUGAUGGGCACACUCUUUCUCUUUCUUUUGAUUGGAUCUUUGAUUGAUCAUUGAUACCAUUUUUUCAUUACUGCCGUGCCAUUUUGUCCCUGACUAGAGUUUGCACAUUUUUUUUUUCCAUGCACAUUUUCUUUUCUCAUUUGACAUGUGGUACUAAUGCAAAAUGACAAGACAGGCGCUUGUGAGUGUGUAUGCUGAAUAUAUUUUCUAAAGUGUAAUUGAUUCUGUGUGUGUGUGUGUGUGUGUGAAUGCAAAAGAGAGCAGUUUACAGUAGUGGUUGGAUAUCCACCUGCUUUAUGGGUGCAUAUGUUUGAGCUGGCUCUGCAACAGUUGAUUCUUAUUGAUUUGAAUCUGAGGUAUCUGGAUACGGUUUGUGUGAGCCAGAAAACACACUGGUAUGGUUGGAGUUUUUCUUGAUUUUUACAGUGUGGUUUCCUUUUUGUAGUAUGUUGCCAGCAUAACCAUUGGCUAGUCUGUGUUUAUGUUCUGAUUGGCUCGUCCGUGUAAUACACAUUAAUGUAUAUACCAAGGCCAAAACAUUUGCAGAUUCAGGUAACUCAUGGCAAACAUUUGUAGAAUAGCAGUAUAGUACAGAAAAAAACUUUUUUUAUUUUUUAUGAGUGGCCUUUUUUUCUCUACUUUUUUACUUAAAUGUGAAUACUGUUUCAAUCAUUACUGUCACUAAUCAAUCAAGGCUUCUAACUGAAGAAAUUCAAACACUCAUUUAUACUUUUAGCUAUUAUUUCAAGACAAAAAAAAUCAUGUUUUUACAAUGAUCACCAACGAUUGUACUCAUUUUAGAGACACUAUCAGCAUCCUGGAAUUCUACUGAAAAAUAAAAACGUGCAAUAUUACACUGAAAACACAUAAAAAUAACAAUCAUCUGGAUUUAUUUUCUUUUAGUCACACCUUGUCGUCAUCACAUUGAGACCAAAGACUAAUCAGCAUCUGAGUGAGAUAUAUUUCCAAGUAUUUACCUCAACCCCCCCACAGCCUCAGCAGCCAUACCAGUUUAGUUGUAGCCACAGUGUUUUACUGGUUAUAGUGGUGUUUCUCAGCCAUUCACAAUAUAAAACUGCUACACACCUGACUGUUCUCUAAAGCCCUCCCCCUAUCAGCGAGUGUCCAAUCGUAGCUUAGCAACCGUAACUAGACACAGCAUAGCCUGUCCAGCUUUGUUUAUGAGCUAAGUGACCCCGCAUUUUAAGAGUUUGGAGAGUGGUUUCUUUUUAUUUAUUACAAGAGCAAACGUGUACGAAGUGGAUUAAACUAUCUGCUUGUCUGCAGUCAUUAGCAUGCGCGGCUAACUAACUUGCUUCCUACAGUAGUAAUGAACCAUAAUGCCGCCAAGGCUAAGAACCGCGGCGUUAGCUCAAUCAAAACAAAGAUGGCAGCCGACUACCUGAAUAAGAGUCCUAACUUGAGAAACUGGUUAAAAUCCGAUUAGUCAUUUAGUGGAGAGAAUAUUUUUUUAACCAUGAGCUUGUAUGAGUUGUUGAGGAUUUGGAAAACACCGCCAGAAUAUCGGCAACUGUUUAAACAACUUUCUUUGUGGCUAGUUAAUUAUCUAUAACCGAUGAUGCCAAUAUACAGGAGAGGGAUAAAGUUGGCUAACGUUACCUCAGGUACCAAGCCAAGCAUCUAAACAGGGUUAUGGUGACAGUAUUUGUUUCUUUAUUAAAACAGUAACUUAUAAUAUGGGACUCUGCCUGGGACUGCUUUAGCCUUUUAGUAUUAGUGUGUGGCCGUCGUGUGCAUAUUCGACAAGAUUCAUGUUUUAAAACAAGUCAGCUUUUUCAACCGACUCCUGGAGCUAGCAUUCGCUUAAUUAUCUAGCUAACUAGUAACUCUGAGUAUUAAACAGCCACAGUUGUCAUUUAGCUACAAACGAGAAGCCUGCACUUGUCUAAAGUCAAGCAGUUCUAGUUCGAAUUUCGAUCGUAAAUCCGCCCCUCUAUUAAACCGACGUUCUAGAACGGAACGGAGAGCUUGGCGGGCGUAGCAACAGUAACGAAGGGGGCGGGGCUUGGCCGACGUAGCCAUUCCCUCCUCUCAAUUACACUUCACACAUCAGCACGUCACACGCGCACCCAAAGAGCCAUGCACAGUACCAAAUGAAGGACUCACUGGCUGUUUUCAACCUUCACACAGACCCUUCUUUACAACCGAUGUGGUCUCAUUGGUGUCGACCAGAGAGUACAAACUCCUGCUUUUUAUGACUCCCCAUAACUCCUUUCCACAGCUGUUUUUUUUAAAGCAUACAGGAGGAUUAAGUUUAACAAGCCAAUGGCUUUUUUUCAACAUUGUAACAUUGAUCCCUGUGGAGAAAUUAUCUUUGCAAGUGCUUGGCACAUCUGCUUGUUGUACACUGCCACCUGAAACUGCAAGUGUUUUUUUUUUUUAUAACUACAUUCAAAAUGCAGUCAGAGAAGGUGGUUUGUGUGAAUCACGUACACAAAAGCCGGAACACUUUGAGGGUUGUCUAGCUAGCAAAGUCUUCACUUGCUUCACUGGACUUGACUAAUCACUUUCACUCCCACUUUAUUAACGAUGUUAUUUCAGAUGAUGAGAAGCAGCAUAGUGGUGUUAUUGCGAUAGGUUACUGCUGUGUGAUCUGAUUUUUUAUCUCUGACUGAGUUGGAUGGAAAGAUGUUAAAGUCACACAGAUUCAGAGGCGAUUGGCGGAGCUCAAUAUAAAGAAACAAGAACUGUGACCUUGUUUUUAUCUUAUCAUCACACUCCACAGCACACAACGAGACUCAAAAUCACACAGUAUCAUAGCUGUCUGUAAUUUCUGUAACUGCUGUUGUUUUGAUUACAUUUGAAAUAAUAAACAAUGUUGUUAAAUACAA
Messenger RNA from Morone saxatilis (striped sea-bass), 5744 nucleotides. It is a transcript of the gene plxdc2, whose product is annotated as plexin domain containing 2. The record is from RefSeq and is a predicted model, not a curated record. Bases 439 to 2034 code for a protein of 531 amino acids. NCBI's taxonomy places the organism in Eukaryota, Metazoa, Chordata, Actinopteri, Moronidae. The transcript is spliced from 14 exons.